Messenger RNA from Podarcis muralis (Common wall lizard), 1093 nucleotides. The record is from RefSeq and is a predicted model, not a curated record. Lineage: Eukaryota; Metazoa; Chordata; Lepidosauria; Squamata; Lacertidae.
UUGAUCUCUUCUAUCAUCUUGACAGGUCAUUAAAUGCAAAGCAGCCGUUGCUUGGGAAGUUAAGAAACCUCUGAGCAUUGAGCAAGUGGAAGUAGCUCCUCCAAAGGCUCACGAAGUUCGCAUUAAGAUUCUGGCCACAGGGAUCUGUCGCUCAGAUGACCAUGUGAUCAGCGGUGCCUUUGCUAUGCCUUUUCCGAUUGUUCUGGGCCAUGAAGCAGCUGGUGUUGUAGAGAGUGUUGGAGAGGGAGUGACUUGUGUGAAACCAGGAGACAAAGUAAUCCCCCUCUUUGUUCCACAAUGUGGAAAAUGCACUUCAUGCCGAAGUACCAAAGGGAACCUCUGUUCUGAACAUGACCUCAGUGAGGCUCGUGGAUUAAUGCUUGAUGGCACCAGCAGGUUCACCUGCAAAGGGAAAAGCCUUCAUAAUUUCAUCAGCACCAGCACCUUCACGGAAUACACUGUGGUACACGAAAAUGCAGUGGUGAAAAUUGAUGCUGCUGCUCCUUUGGAAAAAGUGUGUCUGAUCGGCUGCGGGUUUUCCACCGGCUAUGGUGCAGCAGUUCAAACAGCCAAGGUGGAGCCUGGUUCAACCUGUGCUGUUUUUGGUCUGGGAGGAGUUGGUCUCUCAGCCGUCAUGGGCUGCAAAGCAGCUGGAGCUUCCCAAAUCAUCGGGGUCGACAUCAACAAGGAUAAAUUUCCCAAGGCUAAAGAGAUGGGAGCCACGGAGUGCGUCAACCCUCUGGAUUUCAAGAAGCCCAUCAAUGAAGUGCUGUUUGACUUGACUGAUGGUGAAGGUGUAGACUACUCGUUUGAAGUGAUUGGGCGUGUUGACACCAUGACGGCUGCCCUGGCAUCGUGCCACAGCAACUAUGGGACCAGUGUAAUUGUGGGAGUGCCUCCUUCCACCUCUACAAUUGCUGUUGACCCGAUGUUGCUUUUCACAGGACGUACCUGGAAAGGAUCUGUUUUUGGAGGGUGGAAGAGCAAAAGACUCUGUCCCAGACUGGUUUCUGAUUUCCUGGGGAAGAAAUUCAUCUUGGAUCCAUUAAUAACCCAUACACUACCAUUUGAAAAAAUCAAUGAAGGAUUUUGA